Ziziphus jujuba (common jujube) is the source of this 1422-nucleotide messenger RNA. RefSeq lists its product as uncharacterized. The coding region runs from base 191 to 1213 and encodes 340 amino acids. Gene Ontology annotation, molecular function: S-adenosylmethionine-dependent methyltransferase activity. Lineage: Eukaryota; Viridiplantae; Streptophyta; Magnoliopsida; Rosales; Rhamnaceae. The transcript has 8 exons. The record is from RefSeq and is a predicted model, not a curated record.
ACACUCUCAGACGCAAAAGAGCAAACACGUAGCAGUUGCACCACCUCCACAGAAAGCAAAGCCGCUCAGCCACAAAGGCAUGUAAUAAAUUACCCAAUUUUCAUGUAUAAAAAUCCAUGAUGAAGAAGAACAAGAACAAGAACAAGAACAAGCUAGUACUGGUACUAGUACUUGGUGUGCUCAAACUUUCAUGGCGACAGCUUCGUUCUCUCUUCAACCCCUUCACAAAGCUUUUUCUAUCCCGAAUUACCCUCAACUGGAUAGUAAUUCCCGAUUCCGUCCCCAUCUCCGGUAUUCCUCUAAUGGCUUCCCCUCCAUCGCCAUUCGUGCUAGCUCCACGGUUACUCUAGAACCCGACACGAUAAGCCAGCAAAAUCAAAGUGCAGAGCUUUUUGCUUGCCCAGUGUGUUAUGAACCGCUGACAAGGAAAGGUCCUUUGGGUCUUAACCUGGAAGCAAUUUACAGGUCGGGAUUUAAGUGUAAAAAAUGCAAAAAAUCAUACUCGAGCAAAGAAAUAUAUUUGGACCUUACAGUGACUGCCGGGUUGAGGGACUACUCUGAGGACCAACCAACUAGGACUGAGUUAUUCCGGAGUCCACUUGUUUCAUUCUUAUAUGAAAGAGGGUGGCGUCAGAAUUUUAGCCAAGGUGGAUUUCCUGGUCCUGAUGAAGAGUUUAAAAUGGCCCAGGACUACUUUAAAUCUGUUGAAGGGGGUGUUCUCGUAGAUGUUAGCUGUGGAAGCGGUUUAUUUUCCAGAAAAUUUGCGAAAUCUGGAACCUAUUCUGGAGUAGUUGCACUUGAUUUUUCAGAAAAUAUGCUUCGUCAGUCUUAUGAUUUUAUUAAGAGAGAUGCUGCUCUUUUAAGUAGUAAUCUUGCUCUUGUGAGGGCAGACGUAUCUAGGCUUCCCUUCACAUCAUGUUCAGUUGAUGCUGUCCAUGCCGGUGCUGCAUUGCAUUGCUGGCCAUCUCCUUCCAAUGCUGUUGCUGAAAUCACUCGUAUUUUACGAAGUGGUGGAGUUUUUGUUGGAACCACAUUUCUGCGAUAUACUCGUUCUACCCCUGGGAUAAUAAGGCCUCCCAGACAGAGGUUCCUUCAGAAUUAUAACAACUUAACAGAAGAAGAGAUCGAGGACUUAUGCACAUCAUGCGGUCUCACCAACUACUCAAGCAAAGUUCAGCAGUCUUUCAUCAUGUUUUCUGCUCAGAAGCCUUGAGACUAGGUUUGAAAUAUUUGAAAUAUCAUUUCCCCAUACUUGACUUUUAAUAUAUUCUUAAAUUGAUAUUGUUAUAUAAUGUAAAUCAUCAUUAUAGAACAUUUAAAAAUGAGUAGAAAAAUAUUAGCAAGAACAGAUCCUGAAAAAGGUGGUGGCCCAGAACAGAUGCAAUGUAUAAUUAUUAAUAAGCAAAUUAUUAGUUUUCUGAA